This is a messenger RNA of Aspergillus puulaauensis, 486 nucleotides long. Its product is annotated as Zn(II)2Cys6 transcription factor domain-containing protein. Gene Ontology annotation, biological process: regulation of DNA-templated transcription. The transcript is spliced from 2 exons. NCBI's taxonomy places the organism in Eukaryota, Fungi, Ascomycota, Eurotiomycetes, Eurotiales, Aspergillaceae. Gene Ontology annotation, molecular function: DNA-binding transcription factor activity, RNA polymerase II-specific; zinc ion binding. The coding region runs from base 1 to 486 and encodes 161 amino acids. The record is from RefSeq and is a predicted model, not a curated record.
AUGACGUCACACUCAGCCCACCGCUCCCUGCGUGUUCUCGCCCCCUCCGGCGUCCACCCUGACGAUCGCCUGCGGUCGUCGGCGGGGCCGCUGCCGAAACGUACAAAGCGCUCGAAUGCUUGUACGGCUUGUAAGGCGCGCAAGUCGAAAUGCAGCGGCGGCCAACCGUGCAAUAAGUGCAAUGAAAUCGGCACCGAGUGUAUAUUUGACAGGGGGCUGGAUAGGAGGAGGAAGUUUGCUCAGCGGCAUGCCGAGCAGGAGCUUAGCUCGCUGCAUCAGCUGUUGGAUGAUAUUGUGGACGCCUUUGAUGCGGGCAAUAUAGUCCAGCUGGGCGAGCUGCUUUCCUCUGUACGAACUCGGUCGAGACAGGCUGAGAGUCAGGAUCUGAGUUUUCCAAGUGAUGAGCAGAGUGGGCAGAGUGCGACGGGGGCAGAUUUCAAGGAGGUAAUUGAAGUAUGGCAUCUGUCCUCUGGUGCUCUUAGGUAG